This is a messenger RNA of Phalacrocorax carbo (great cormorant), 1729 nucleotides long. Lineage: Eukaryota; Metazoa; Chordata; Aves; Suliformes; Phalacrocoracidae. The record is from RefSeq and is a predicted model, not a curated record.
CCGCCCCGCUCCGCUCCUCUCCUCUCCCCUCGGCCUCCCCCCGGAGCGGCGGGGAGCGCUGCGAGGGUGACCCCCCCCCCCGGGCCUGCCGGCGGGGCCGGUCCCUUCGGCGCCGGUCCUUCCCGCCCUGCUGCCGCGGCUGGUGGCGCAACGCCCCGGGGCGCCUUGCGGUGCUGGAGCGGGGUCGGUGUGUGAGGCUGCCGGGGGGCCGGGUGCUGCACCAUGGCGACUGGCUCAGCAGAUAGCUCUGGUAACUGUGAGAAGUCGUGGAUGGAACUGAGCCGGAGUUACAGAAGCUCUGGUUUGGACUAUUCAGAAGAUACAUUUGAGCUCUGCAGUGAGGAGGAGGAAGCCUGCUGGUGGUGAGAGAGCGAACCGUCCGAAUUGUGUUGUUCCACAGAGGAUUUAAGAUGGUCUGCUGCGUGAGAUACGUUGGAAAGCAUGUUGUGGUUGUCAGGCCAAAGUCACGCAGAUGAACCGUCUGAAGUAGCAGAUUCUGCAGCUAUAGAAAGAGAUGUCGUGGGAAAAUGGAUUGGUCUAAAAAACAAAGAAGCUGGCAUUAAGCAAGAUAAAUCUGUCAUCAAAACUCAUGCUGAAAUGACUGAAUUACUAGAUGGAGAACUGGAUGCUCUCCGGUCUUUUUGCACUGUUCAGAUAAGCAAGAUGCGUCAGCAGCUGAUCUCUAAGCAGGCAAAUGGUGGCAAGUCAAGCAAGCUGCAGCAUGGAUCCACAGCAACGAAACCGGGGACAAGGGACUUGAACUGCGUUGUUCCUGAUGGGCUAAUGAACAGAAUCCGCCUGAAAAAUAUCAGAGAGGCUGUUAAACAGGUGACAGAAGCUCAAAUCCACGAAUCUUCAGUGUGCCCUGAGUGUCAGAAGAAGAAAGCAGAGCUAGCCAAGAUCACCUUUCUGAGACAAAAGAAGACUCUAAUGGAAAGCUCUUUAAUCCAAGAGAAGCUGGAAGAACAGAUUUACUCUAGAGAUGUGCUUACACUUAUAGGAGAAGCACUCAGAAGCUGUCCCAAACCUUCAGAGGAUUCCAGGAGCUUAUGGCAAAGGCUGAAAGGUAAAGGAAGGACCGAGUUUGGUGAAUGUCUGAAAUCUUCAGCUUCAUUGGAAGGAUAAAGGCCAGAAAUUAUACGUGAGCUACUGCAGUUUUGUUGUUCCAAUACGUACCCAACCCUUAGGCUAACUCAAACUUCCUUUGACUUCCUGAUGACAUUGAUUGAGUAAGAAUGGUUCACAGGGGCACGUAAACCAGCAGCAGGUGAGAAAAAUGUAUAAUACUGUUCUCAAAUGAACACAAAAAAGUCUUUACAGAGAAAAGACGACUGGCCUGAAACUAUAAACCUGCUCCCUGUGAAUUAAUGUAAAAGAUCCCUUUGCUUUCAGUAGUAGGAGAAUCUUUGGUUUCUGUCUGUGCGUGUGUCUCGUGUACUCAUCCAUCCAUACACUGUGCAUUUUAAAAUAUUGAAUUACUUCUAGAGUUUAUUUAAUCUUAAAUAUAUAUUGGCUUUUUAAUGUUUCAGGCUUGCUUGCUUUCUGCCUUCAGCUCGCUUGUGAAUUUCCCUGCUGCCUUUCAAAUUGUCUCGUCCUUUUUUAUUGCAUUACGGAAGAAUGUGCCUCCUUUCUCUAAAUUUGCAUCUUUUUGAUGUAAAAACACUUGUAUGAAGCGUGUCCAUCAUGUUGUAAACCUGAUACAUAAAUGAUUCUUUUCUCCUCCUCCAGA